Messenger RNA from Betta splendens (Siamese fighting fish), 1686 nucleotides. RefSeq names its product arrestin domain-containing protein 3-like. Gene Ontology annotation, biological process: protein transport. The transcript is spliced from 8 exons. The coding region runs from base 158 to 1453 and encodes 431 amino acids. The record is from RefSeq and is a predicted model, not a curated record. NCBI's taxonomy places the organism in Eukaryota, Metazoa, Chordata, Actinopteri, Anabantiformes, Osphronemidae. Gene Ontology annotation, cellular component: cytoplasm; plasma membrane.
CGGGGAGGAGGGGCCACGCCAGCAGCCCACGUGAUCAUGAAGCGGCACGUAGCAAAAUGUCACGUUACAUCCCAGCCGGCCUGUUCGGGGAAAGGCAGACGUUAUUGUUAAGCAGUCAGCAGUUGUCUUUGCGAUCGUUUUCUGUUCACGGAGCGACAUGUCCACCGUGAAGAGCCUGAAAGUGACCUACAACCCCAUCAAUGAGAGGAACACCUUCACCAACGGCGACUUGAUCUCAGGCCAGGUCACCGUGGAGGUGGACAGAGACAUUCAAAUCAGCUCACUGUUCAUCAAGUUCCGCGCUAAGGCCGACGUCCUGUGGAGCGAGAGGCACGGGAACCACACAGUGGUUUACCACGCCAAGGAGAGGUACUUCAACAGCAAACAUUACUUUAUUCACGACAAAAACAUCGGAGUUGACAACCAGACACUACUGAGGAACCAGCACGGAGAAAUAUACAGCAGUGUUGUUGCACCAGGAUGCCACGUGUACCCCUUCACCUUCCAGAUCCCUAUGGGAAACUUUCCGUCUUCCUUCCGAGGUCCAGUUGGCAAAAUUGUUUACCAACUAGAAGCCAAGCUGAGCAGAUCGAUGAGGAUCGCCAAGAAAGAUUUGGCUGAUAUCUACUUUGUGUCGAGAUCAGACACAAACUUUGUCCACCUGGUGAUGAUUCCACAACAUGAGUCUAAGACUAAGAAAAUGAAGGUUUUCAGCUCAGGAUCAGUAUCAAUGGAUGUGAAUAUCGAAAAAACUGGCUUCAUUCAAGGAGAAGGAAUGAAGGUCAUGGCCAUGGUUCAGAACAACUCGUCUCGUGAGAUCAAGCUCAAAUACCGUGUCUACAUAAAGCAAAGCUUCUUUGCAAACUGUAGGAGAAAACUUUAUACCAAAGACCUUUUGAAGGAGGUGGGAGAGCCCAUCCCUCCAUCCUCAAAAGAAACAGUCACGAGAGUCAUCACCAUCCCCAGAGACAUGGAGCCCUCCAUCCUCAACUGCAACAUCAUCAAAGUGGAGUACAGACUCAGGGUUUACCUCGAUGUCAAAUAUGCCUCAGACCCAGAGAUCAAGUUCCCCAUAAUCAUCCUUCCAGCCUGUCAGGCUCCUUUUGCAGCACCCGCACCUCCUGGUCCAACGGACUUUGGAUUUGAACCAUUUGGGAACCCAAACCCACCAGUCUGGGGCACGGUAGCACCAGGUCCGCCAGGUUCGCCAGGUCCACCAGUCUGGGGCACAGUAGCACCAGCACCACCAGGUCCGCCAGUCUGGGGCGCGGUAACACCAGCACCAUCAGGUCCACCAGUCUGGGGCACAGUACCGCCAGCACCACCAGUCUUUGGCGCGGUACCACCGCAAGUACCACCAGUACCCCAAGCAUCCAAUGCCCCACCGCCUUAUGAAGAACAUGCCAUGUACCCGUCGUUGCCAGAUCACAGUGAUCAUAAAACUUUGUUGUAAGUUGUAAGUUUGCUUUUAUACUGUUGAAUUUGUAGACUUGUUUUAUAACGUUCCUUCUUUUAAGCUGGACGUCUUGACCUCUGCUGUUACAUAAACAUAUAGAGUAUUUACAGAACCUUAAAUGACGUUUUGCAUUGGCUUUUAAACAGCAGUAGCUCUUGUUUAAUUGUAUCACUGUUUUAUAUGAUGAAUUUCUAUGUUACUAAAAAAAAUAAACUCUUUUUUGCGCCCUG